AUGCCCUUCUACAGAGCUUUGCCUUUCUUCAAGACUUGGUCCUUUGCAGCAAAACAAAAAAUGAAGCAAAGCUUUCAGCUUGUUCCUCCUCCACAGCCAGGCAUCACAGGACACAGUCUGGCAGUCCAAGUACUCCCAGUAGGCCAUGGCCUCUUGCAUGGUCCCAGGUUUGUGGUUCGCAAGGUCAACAAUGCCUUUGUGGCGGAGGAACGCUAUUCCACAGACUACGUCACUCCAGAGCUGCAGCCAGCCCAGGAAAUUGCUUUGAUUUUCGCCAGCGAGGAGAAUGGCAACAUCGCCUGGGGUGUGGCGAUCCCACGGAGCUCCUGUGCCGCAGGAGAGAGGUAUCCAGUGGAAGACAUUAGCCGUUUCAUGCAUUGGGCCUUGGGAGACAGCCAUGAUUUCUACCACCACACUUCACGAGGCCAAUUCCACGCGAAUCUGAUUUCUGGUCCCACCACCAUGGAGGACUUUAGCAAUGCGCAGAAUAUCUCCUUUACGAUGCCCGAUGUGUCCGUGGUCAUGGGCGCAGGUGGUAAUGAUGAGAAGAAUCCAUACCUCUGCACCCUCUUCGACCUUUCCCAGAUGCUGCCGAGCAGCAUGAAUUUGGCCGACAAGCACCACGCGCGGCGGGCUGGAGGUGUCAGCUGGCAGAUUGAGGCUGCAAGUGGCUUCCAGCAUGGCCAGGUGGUCCCGGAGUGCGAGUCAAUGCCUCGUGGCUGUAACGCGCUGAAGUGGCCCUGGGCCGUUGGCAGCGAGUCGGUGGUAUUCCCACCACAGGCUGGCAUGCCAAUGGGCCAGGGUCAGAAGUGGUUUGCCCUGCAGAUGCAUUACUACAACCCUUCCUUGACCACUGGCAUCAAAGACAGCAGCGGUGUUCGGGUGACCUUCGCGACCCAACUGCGCACCUACGAUGCGGGCACCUUCCGCUUCAACGGCGGCACGGGCGACGACCAACGUGAUCCCAUUCCAGCCGGAGAAUCGGAGUACACCCUGCCAAAGGCCUAUGUCCCUUCAACCUGUACCAACAAAUGGACCGUGGAUGAAGUCACGGUGCUAGGUGUUGUCUACCACGCCCACCUGGUUGGAAAGAACCUGAACAUCGAUGUGGUGCGAGGUGGUGAACACGUAGGGCAGCUGCGACGGGAGAAGCGAUACGACUUUAGUCACCAGUCCUUGGAACCGUCCUCCGUGGGCAAGUUGAAGAAAGGCGAUGAAUUGAUUUUCAGCUGCACCUAUGACACCAGCAGUCGCACGAGUCCAACCACCUUUGGCGACUUCACCCAGACAGAGAUGUGUUGGUCCGCCUUUAUGUACUACCCAGCACAGAGGAUGAAUCGUGCCAUCUACUUUGGCUCCAAUAUGAUGUACUGUGAAGGGGCUGACUUGAGUCCGCAAUUCUUCUUUGAGCCUGUUGUGCCAGCCAGCACCUGCGUGCAGAGUGGGGAUUUGCGAUCCACCGCAGGGCAGCAGGCCCUGACAGCUAUGGGAGUGGACGUGUCAUCCAUUCAACCCCUCCCUGAAGUCACCUCUACUAGCGUCGGUCAAGACUCAUCCAUCUCCAACAACGUCCAGCCGGGGAGCCUCGCAGUCGCGUUGACUUUCGCAUUGGCAGUGCAGAUCGUUGCAUAG
Messenger RNA from Cladocopium goreaui, 1632 nucleotides. NCBI's taxonomy places the organism in Eukaryota, Dinophyceae, Suessiales, Symbiodiniaceae. The record is from the annotation of a GenBank genome assembly.